This is a messenger RNA of Rhododendron vialii, 3062 nucleotides long. Its product is annotated as E3 ubiquitin-protein ligase RSL1-like. Gene Ontology annotation, biological process: ubiquitin-dependent protein catabolic process; positive regulation of proteasomal ubiquitin-dependent protein catabolic process; protein polyubiquitination. The transcript has 2 exons. The coding region runs from base 104 to 1576 and encodes 490 amino acids. Gene Ontology annotation, molecular function: ubiquitin protein ligase activity; zinc ion binding; ubiquitin conjugating enzyme binding. Lineage: Eukaryota; Viridiplantae; Streptophyta; Magnoliopsida; Ericales; Ericaceae. Gene Ontology annotation, cellular component: ubiquitin ligase complex; cytoplasm. The record is from RefSeq and is a predicted model, not a curated record.
GAGAGAGAGGGAGAGGGAGAACGUAAAGUGCGAGUCUAGUCUAGUUCAAAAGUUCAAAACAUUCGACAGUUAUCCCUUCCUCUUCUCCGCAUUUGGGGCCACCAUGGACUCCGACGACGAGCUUCAGACCAUCCUCAUCGAGCAAAGCCACGAACUCGCCGCCUCCAAGACCUUCGAGUCCGAUCUCGACCUCGCCUUCCAACUCCAAAUGCAAGAGGCACUCCACACCUCGUCCUUCGCCCUCCACCACCACUCCCCGCCGCACUCAACACCACCGCAGUUUCAGUUUCCAGACGACGACGGCUCGGACCUCGUCGCGGAAGAGCUCGCGGCCGAGGAGAUCGCGCGGUUCGAGCGGGAACGCAGCGACCGCGAGCAGGCCGAGGCCGAGACACGGCGCAUGCGCGACGACCUCGGCCGCCGGAUCCACGACCAGGCCUUUGCCCUCAACCUGAGCCAGAUGGACGACGACGAGUGGGCGGAGAGCGGUGGGAGCGUCGUCAUGCCGUACUACGGGGAGGGAUCUUCUUCCGGUGCUGCGGGGGAGGCUCUCCUCAGGUUGUAUUUCAAGGGUGUGGUGAGAGAAGGGACGGCCAGGGGUAAAACGACGGCGUCGGCUGCGGGGGUAGGGAUCGCGAUAUGUGAUGUGAGAGAUGAUAGGGUUUUCGAAUUGCGGAGGCCUUUGGUCUGUGGUGGUGGUGGUGAUAUGAGCGCCGAAAUGGCGGAGGUGAAGGCGUUGAUAUUAGGGCUGGAAGCCGCUCUUAGUUUGGGCAUUCAGCGGAUCACCGUGUUUUGUGCUGACAAUUCGCUCCACCAAUAUGUUACUGGAAAAUCGAUACCAAGGCAGGGAAAUAUAGCCACCUUGGUUAGUCAGGUGACUCUUCUCCAAAGGAAGUUUUCAUAUUGCAGUCCAUCACUUGUAAGACAAAAAGACAUUAAGUUUGCCCUCGAACUUGCAUAUGAGGCUCUAGUUUCUCAGGUCACCCGGCCAGAAGUAAAUACCAGUAACGGGAAUACAAAGGAGAAUUGUCCAAUUUGUUUAGAAGAUACGAAUAGUGGCAAGAUGUUUGCUAUUAAGGGUUGCCUGCAUCGAUACUGCUGUUCUUGUAUGAAAUCGCAUGUGCAUGUGAAGUUGGUUCAAGGGAUGCUUCCAAAAUGCCCUCAUGAUGGAUGCAAGACUGACCUCACUACAGAGAUGUGCAAAACAUUCUUGACACCAGAGUUAUAUGAUAUUAUGUGCCUCCGUGUAAAGGAAUCAUCCAUUGAUGCAGCAGAUAAAAUCUACUGCCCAUACCCUAGGUGCUCGGCAUUAAUGUCGAGAAUUGAAAUUUCUGUGAAUACUUGUGUUGGCGGACCCUGCAGAUGCAAGAGGUGCCGGGGCCUGUUCUGCUUGUAUUGCAAGGUCCCAUGGCACAAUAACAUGAGCUGUGGUGCCUACAAAAGGUCAAAUCCAUCCCUCUCUGCAGAAGAUGCAAAGCUGAAGUCUCUUGCGAGGAAGAAUAUGUGGCGCCAGUGUGUGAAAUGCAGCCAUAUGGUUGAACUUACAGAAGGUUGCAACCAUGUUACCUGCAGUUAAUUUCUUCCAAACACUUCUACGUUGACUUGCCUUGGGGCUUUGAAUCCUGUUGUAGCGCCAUAAUGGACCCAAUUAACCAACUGGGAUAGCUAGUUAUUUUUAUCGUGAGGAAGGAAGAAGAUGGAGGGUACUGACCUAUUAUUUUUGUAACGAAUCCAACUUACUGCUUUGCUAGCCACUUCUCUUUUAUUUUCCUUCAAUUCUGCAACUCCCUUUACGAGUCCUAUAAUCAAAACACAAUUUAGUGUUUGUUAUACUGAUUUCUCAAUUUGCUCCUUUACCGUGUGUUGUCUUUGUAAUGACUGCUUGUCGAGACUUGAGAUAUCCUUGAACACGUGUGCAUGCAUGAGCGCAAGUGCGAGCGUGAAAGCAUAUUUCAAAUACAUCCCGAACAACUAAAAUUUGCGAGAGCAAAGAUUGAGAGCACGAGCAUAGAGUAAGGAUUGAGAGCGCGAGCGGAGGCCCCCUAUUGAAGAAUUAUGUGACUAAGGUCUUACCUAUUAAUUGCUCUGCAUCAUUAUCACCGAAAACUACCAUGAAUCUAAUCCUACCUGGAAUGAAUUGAUAUCUUGGAUUACUUCUAUCUUUGUCUGUUCACGUUUGCCUCAAUAAUACUGUUGCCAACCAUACUUUUCUUAUGUGUCCAGAUGCGGCCAUCAGUUUUGCUACAGUUGUGGAUCCGAGUGGAGGAAUAAGAAAGCAACUUGUAAAUGUCUUCUCUGGGAUGAGCAGCGUAUCUUAUAUGCUGAGCGUAACGGACAGCGGCAAAGACUGGGAUGAUACGGAUUUGUGGAAUAACCAAACUCUGAUCCAGAUUGCCCACGAAAUUGACCUACAAAUCUUUAUGCGCACACAACCAUCGGGGCUUAUAUUUCCCGAAAAGGGAAGUUAAGUUAUUCUAGUAGGAUAGCGAGUGGUUUUCAUGAUUGGUAAGCUUAAUUUACUGCGGUAUCUUCUAAUUUUUUGAUGGAAAUUAGGCUGCAAGUUGAUGACUGUUUCCUUUCCAAUAAGCAAAGGUUCCUGAUGACUCUUUUCUGACUACUGUCUACUUUAUGAAAGUGCCAUGCCGUUUUUUCGCCACAAACUGUUACUAUGAAGUUUUGUUGAGGGGGUUGUCCAGCAGUCCCACAUCGUCAAAACGUGAGAACUUGUAAGCAUUUAUAUAACACAGUCCAGGAGGAAUGUUCGUCCCUUCGGGGACAUCCGAUAAAAUUGGAACGAUACAGAGAAGAUUAGCAUGGCCCCUGCGUAAGGAUGACACGCAUAAAUCGAGAAAUGGUCCAAAUUUUUUUAUAUAUAUUUUGAAUUCCCAAACAGCACUCUAGUUUCUUUCCUUUCCGAACACAACCCUGAGCUUCAAGAGCAGCUCUCUCCUUUUGAACUCUGGUUAUAUGAUCAAUUGGGCUGUAAUCAUGAAAGCAACCAUUGUUUGUUCAGGGUUCGUGACAAAUGUAGAUAAAUCAGUGCCGGAAUGAUGUUUCCUUUC